Oryza brachyantha (malo sina) is the source of this 3272-nucleotide messenger RNA. RefSeq names its product aminopeptidase M1-C. Gene Ontology annotation, molecular function: zinc ion binding; peptide binding; metalloaminopeptidase activity. The record is from RefSeq and is a predicted model, not a curated record. NCBI's taxonomy places the organism in Eukaryota, Viridiplantae, Streptophyta, Magnoliopsida, Poales, Poaceae. The coding region runs from base 227 to 3031 and encodes 934 amino acids. Gene Ontology annotation, biological process: peptide catabolic process; proteolysis. The transcript has 20 exons. Gene Ontology annotation, cellular component: cytoplasm.
UGCUCGCUCGCUCGCUCGCGGAGGCGGAGGAGGAGGAGGAGGAGGAGGACGAGACCCAGAGAGGGAGGUACGUAGCUCCAGCUCAGCUCCGUCGCGCGCCCGUACUUUGGUCGCCGGAGAAGAAGCACCUUCCCGCCGCCGCCGCCGCCGCCGCACUUUGGCGACGCGAGGACGACGUGCGUGCGUGCAGUGCUGCGUGGGUGAGGAGAAGGAAGGACGUCCGUGUAUGGCUGGAGCAGCCGGCGCCGGUGCGGCGCUGUGCCUUCUCGCCUUCGUCGCCGUCGCUGCGAAGGCGGGCGACGACGGCGGAAUCGGAGGCCGCGGGCGGAAGCUGGGGCGUCACGGCGGCGGCGGCGGCUAUUCCACCAAGUGCGCGAAUCACGAGGCGGCGCCCUCCCCUUCGCCGGCGGCGAUGGCGGGCUCCGCCGACCAGUUCCGCGGCCAGGCGCGGCUCCCGCGGUUCGCGGCGCCGCGGCGGUACGAGCUCCGCCUCCGCCCCGACCUCGUCGCGUGCACCUUCGCCGGCGUCGCCUCCGUCGCCGUCGACGUCUCCGCGCCCACCCGCUUCCUCGUCCUCAACUCCGCCGACCUCGCCGUCGACCGCGCCUCCAUCCGCUUCCGGGGUCUGGCGCCGGCGGAGGUGUAUCUGUUCGAGGAUGACGAGAUCCUGGUGCUCGAGUUCGACGGGGAGCUGCCGCUCGGGCAGGGCGUGCUCGCGAUGGACUUCAACGGCACGCUCAACGAUCAGAUGAGGGGCUUCUACAGAAGUAAAUAUGAGUAUAAAGGGGAGACCAAAAAUAUGGCGGUGACCCAAUUUGAGUCUGUAGAUGCUCGACGGUGUUUCCCUUGCUGGGAUGAGCCUGCAUUCAAGGCAAAGUUCAAGUUAACACUUGAAGUUCCAUCUGAGCUGGUAGCUUUGUCCAACAUGCCAGUAGCUUGUGAGACAACUGCUGGUCCUAUCAAGACCGUCCACUAUGAGGAAUCACCCCUUAUGUCAACUUAUUUAGUGGCCAUAGUUGUUGGUUUGUUUGAUUAUGUAGAAGGUGUAACAUCCGAAGGCAACAAAGUCCGUGUGUACACUCAAGUUGGUAAGAGUAAGCAAGGGAAGUUUGCACUAGAUGUCGGAGUUAAGUCAUUGAAUUUCUACAAAGACUACUUUGAUACUCCAUAUCCACUCCCUAAGUUGGAUAUGGUUGCUAUCCCUGAUUUUGCUGCUGGCGCCAUGGAGAACUAUGGAUUGGUCACUUAUCGGGAAGUUUCUUUGCUUUUUGAUGAGCAGUCUUCAUCAGCAUCCUUCAAACAGAAUGUAGCAAUUACCGUCGCACAUGAAUUGGCUCAUCAAUGGUUCGGUAAUCUUGUAACCAUGGAAUGGUGGACUCACUUGUGGCUAAACGAGGGUUUUGCUACAUGGAUGAGCCAUUUGUCAGUAGAUUCUUUUUUCCCGGAGUGGAAUAUUUGGACGCAGUUUCUUGAUAGUACAACCUCUGCUCUGAAAUUGGAUUCCCUAAGUGAGUCUCAUCCUAUUGAGGUUGAAAUACACCAUGCCAGUGAGGUAGAUGAGAUUUUUGACGCCAUAAGCUAUGACAAGGGUGCCUCUGUUAUUCGAAUGCUACAAAGUUACCUAGGUGCAGAGCGUUUUCAGAAAGCGUUGGCUUCAUAUAUAAAAAAGUAUGCCUACUCAAAUGCUAAAACUGAGGACCUGUGGGCUGUUCUUGAAGAUGUAUCUGGUGAACCUGUCAAAGAUUUGAUGACUACGUGGACGAAGCAACAAGGUUAUCCUGUUGUUACUGUGAAACUUAAUGGACAUAAUUUGGAAGUUAAACAGGACCAGUUUUUGUUAGAUGGAUCCUCUGGUUCCAGCAUCUGGAUUGUCCCUAUUACUUUAGGAUGCUGUUCACAUGAUAAGCAGAAAAGAUUCUUAUUGAAACAUAAACAUGAUAGUAUAAAAGACAUUGAUUCGCAAUGUAGUGGGCAACAAAAGGGUGAAAACUUCUGGAUUAAGUUGAACAUGGAUGAAACCGGAUUUUAUAGAGUUAAAUAUGAUAAUGAGCUUACAGCUGCGCUUCGAAAGGCAAUUCAGGCCAAGAAACUCUCUCUAAUGGAUGAAAUUGGCAUUGUGGAAGAUGCACAUGCCCUUUCUAUUGCCUGCAAGCAAACAUUGUCAUCAUUGCUACAUUUACUGUAUGCAUACCGUGAGGCAGCUGAUUACAGUGUUCUUUCACACAUAAACUCUGUAACUUCGAGUGUUGCUAAAAUAUCAGUUGACGCAACUCCUGACUUGGCUGGUGACAUCAAACAACUUUUUAUCAAGCUUCUUCUCCCUACUGCUGAAAAAUUAGGUUGGGACCCUAAAGACAGUGAAAGCCACCUGGAUGUAAUGCUUAGACCAGUGCUCUUGGUUGCCCUUGUUCAGCUUGGGCAUGAUAAGACUAUAAGUGAGGGAGCUAGGCGUUUCCAAAUCUUCUUUGAUGAUCGCAACACUUCCCUUCUUCCUCCAGAUACUAGAAAGGCUGCAUACCUCUCUGUUAUGCAUAAUGUUAGUAGCUCAAAUAGAUCUGGUUACGAUGCUCUUCGAAGGAUCUAUAAUGAAUCAGCUGAAGGGGAGGAAAAGUUAAUUGUCUUAGGCACUCUUUCUUCUUCCAAGGAUAAAGAUAUUGUUCUUGAAUCGUUGAAUUUAAUGUUCACAAAUGAGGUUCGCAAUCAAGAUGCAUAUCGUCUGCUUGUAGGUAUUAUACCAGAGGCACGUGAAACUGCAUGGUCCUGGUUGAAGGGAAACUGGGAUCGUAUCUCAGAGACCUUUGCAGCAAGCUCCCUCAUAGCAGAUUUUAUAAAAUAUACUGUCACAUUGUUCACCUCGAAAGAGAAGGAAGUAGAGAUCUCCCAGUUCUUUGCGACCCGCACUAAGCCUGGGUUCGAGAGGACACUGAAGCAGAGCCUCGAGAAGGUGCUGAUCAACGCCAGGUGGAUCAAAGGCAUCAGGGGUGAAAAUGAGCUUGCUCAGACUGUGCAUGAGCUGCUCAACAAACUCUGAUCUAUAUCCAGUGUGAUGCUUCCCGGGAGCUGCAUUCCUCCUGCUAUGAAGUGCCAACUUUUAGCCAAAGCAUUUGUUGCAGCAGCUCAUUGUUGCCAUGUUUAUAAGUCAUGAACUGCAUGAUAGGAGGCAAAGGGAUAUGUAGUGCUCAUCGUUUUUCUUCAUAGGUUGUACAGCUUGUGCCAACUUUUAGCCAAGGAACAAUUCAUGAUUCAAGAGCUGUCGCACUCUUCUACUGUAA